Lactuca saligna is the source of this 629-nucleotide messenger RNA. NCBI's taxonomy places the organism in Eukaryota, Viridiplantae, Streptophyta, Magnoliopsida, Asterales, Asteraceae. The record is from the annotation of a GenBank genome assembly.
CUUCUACCAUUUUUGAUAAACAUAUGGGAAGAAAAUUAAGAACAAAAUUACAGAGAUUGAAUGGAAGAAGUAAAGGGAAUCCUGAGGCUAACAGUGAACAAAGGGACAAAUCUAGCUGUUCGCGAUAGGGCCAGUGGUACAAGUGAUCCAUACGUUGUUGCAACAUUGGAUCAUCAGAAAACUAAGACCAAAGUGGUUAAGGACGAUUGCAAUCCUGUUUGGAAUGAUGUUUUAACACUAGCAAUUAAGGAUCCUAAGGAACCAAUCAAACUUACAGUGUAUGAUAAAGACACAUUUAGUGAAGAUGAUAACCUAGGGACAGCAAAUGUAGAUGUAAAUCCAUAUCUUGAGUGCCUUGAAAUGCGUACAGAUUUAAAUGAUCUUGCUAUUGGUACUAAACUUGAGACAGUUGAACCAGAUGAACAUAAUCAUCUAGCAGAAGAGAGCUUUAUUGUAUGGAAUAAAGAUUCAAUCACACAAGAUAUGAUUCUACGAUUGAGAAAUGUGGAAACCGGUGAAAUUGAGGUGCAAAUAGAGAUCACUCCUGUGAAGGAUCCACAUUUAAUCGUUUAGGGUUUUAUGUAGAUUUUGAACUUGUAAGUGUAUAAAUUAAGUUUGUAAGUAUGGAG